CAAACAUGGCGGCUGGAGCCGACCCCGGUUUCCCGCUCCCCGCGCCGCUGCCGCCGCUGCCGCCACCGCAACUGGGCCUCGACGAAUCGUCGGACAGCGACACUGACCACGAUGGCGGCGCCAAAAUGAAGCGGAAAGUAUCCACGUCCGGACAGAUCCGCUGCAAGUUAAGUGUACGGGAGGGAUUUCUGAUGAAGCAAACGAGCUCGUUCCAGCGCUGGAGGAGAAGGUACUUCAAGCUGCGCGCCCGCACACUCUACUACGCUAAAGACACAAAGUCGCUGAUUUUUGACGAAGUGGAGCUGACGGACGCCAGCGUGGCGGAGAGCAGCACCAAGAACGUCAACAACAGCUUCACGAUUAUCACGCCUUUCCGUCGGCUUAUCCUUUGUGCCGAGAAUCGUAAGGAGAUGGAAGAUUGGAUCGCGGCGCUAAAGUCUGUACAGAAUCGAGACCCUUACGAACCGUCCCAGCUCAGCAUGGAUCACUUCUCGGGACUGCACAACUGGUACGCGUGUUCCCACGCGCGCCCCACCUACUGCAACGUGUGUCGUGAGGCUCUGUCUGGGGUCACGUCACACGGCCUGUCGUGCGAGGUCUGUAAGUUCAAGGCGCACAAGCGAUGUGCUGUCCGCGCCACCAACAACUGCAAGUGGACAACGCUGGCAUCUAUCGGACGAGAUAUACUGGAGGAUGAGGACGGGGUAGCCAUGCCUCACCAGUGGCUGGAGGGGAACCUGCCGGUGAGCGCCCGGUGCUCCGUCUGUGACAAGACGUGCGGCAGCGUGAUGCGACUGCAGGACUGGCGGUGCCUUUGGUGCAAGGCAAUGGUACAUGGGGCCUGCCGAGAUGCCCUGCCCCGAAAGUGCCCUCUCGGUCAGUGCAAGGUGUCGGUCAUCCCGCCUCCUGCACUCAACAGCAUCGACUCGGACGGCUUCUGGAAGGCCACGUGCCCCCCCUCGUGCUCCAGUCCCCUGCUCGUGUUCGUCAACUCGAAAAGCGGAGACAACCAGGGCGUCAAGUUCCUGCGCCGGUUCAAGCAGCUGCUCAACCCGGCGCAGGUGUUCGACCUCAUGAACGGCGGCCCGCACCUGGGGCUGCGUUUGUUUCAGAAGUUUGACACGUUCCGCAUCCUGGUGUGCGGGGGCGAUGGCAGCGUGGGCUGGGUCCUCUCGGAGAUUGACAAACUCAACCUGCACAAGCAGUGUCAGAUGGGUGUUCUCCCGCUGGGCACGGGCAACGAUCUGGCCAGGGUCCUUGGCUGGGGUGCUGCCUGCGACGACGACACGCAGCUGCCCCAGAUCCUGGAGAAGCUGGAACGCGCCAGCACUAAGAUGCUUGACCGGUGGAGCAUCAUGACCUACGAAACUCAGGUCGCCAUGCGGAACAGCGUCUCCAUGGUGACGGACGGCGAAGACGAGGAUGGAAGGGUGCAGAUUGCCGCCUACGAGGACUCCGUGGCUGAGCAUCUCACGCGGAUCCUCAACUCCGACCAACACUCUGUCGUCAUCUCCUCCGCAACGGUGCUGUGUGAAACUGUGAAGGAUUUUGUCGCUCGCGUCGGCAAGGCCUAUGAGAGAACCACGGAGAAUCCUCGCGAAGCUGAGAAUAUGGCGCGGAAGUGUGCCGUCCUGAAGGAGAAGCUCGACUCCCUGCUGCGAACCUUGAACGACGAAUCUCAGGCCACCGCCACCCUCCACGUCGCCACGGCAACACCCCCCAUCGCUGAGGAGACUGAGAGCGUGGGUGACCCCGAUGGAGGCGCGGCAGCCAAGGAGAAGGGGGUCGUGACCCCAUCGCUGGCGGACGCUGCCCCAGACGCUUCCCCUCCCUCCAUGGGCCCCCGCCCCCCCCGCCGCUCCUCCAAGCCCCAGGUGUUCCGACCGCGCGAGCAGCUCAUGUCGCGCGCCAACAGCCUGAAGAAGGCCAUCCGACAGAUCAUCGAGCAGGCUGAGAAGGCUGUGGACGAGCAGAACGCGCAGACGCAGGCCCACCGCAGCAGCCUCCACCCUGACGACCCCCCCGCGGAGGCCCACGGGGUCACCGUGAGCUCCGCGCCGGACGCCGCCGCGGCCGCCGCCGAUUGCGAGGACGACACUGCCCCCGACUCGGCCGCCGCGGCCGUGCCGGCGACGCAUGCUCCAAGUCUCGGCUCACGAUCGGGCCUCGCCCGCAAAAGUUCCAGGGCCUCGAGCAAGAGCAGCCUGCUGGGUUCAGGGGCCCCCGGGGUGUUUGGAGUCGCAGGCCUCAGCGGAAGCAAAGAGAAUCUGCCGAUUCUGAACACGCGCAUCAUCAACCAGAGCCUGCGUGCUGGCCUCACUGCGUCACUCUUCACGCUGGGCGCCUGCGUCUCCCCGUCCAUCGCCCCCGACGCAGACUCGCUUGAAGGCUACACGGAGAAGUGCGUGAUGAACAAUUACUUUGGCAUCGGCCUCGACGCCAAGAUUUCCCUCGACUUCAACAAUCGUCGUGAGGAACACCCGGAGAAGUACAGGAGUCGAACCAAGAACAUCAUGUGGUACGGAGUCCUGGGCACGAAGGAGCUGCUUCAGAAAACAUACAAGAACCUCGAGCAGAGGGUCCUGCUGGAGUGCGAUGGGCAGCCCAUUCCCCUGCCCUCCCUUCAGGGCAUAGCUGUGCUGAACAUAUGCAGCUACGCGGGAGGAACCAACUUCUGGGGAGGCACCAAGGAGAACGACACUUUCACGGCUCCCUCCUUUGACGACAAGAUCCUGGAGGUGGUGGCCGUGUUUGGCAGCAUGCAGAUGGCCGUGUCCAGAGUUAUAAACUUGCAGUACCACCGCAUCGCGCAGUGCCGCACCGUGCGAAUCAGCAUCCUGGGGGAGGAGGGGCUGCCCGUGCAGGUGGACGGGGAGGCGUGGGUGCAGCCGCCCGGAUUCAUCCGCAUCGCUCACCGCAACCGCGCUCAGAUGCUCACGCGGGACAGAGCUUUCGAGAGCACGCUAAAGCUGUGGGAGGACAAGCAGCAUCGCGAUGAUUCUGCACGCCCAGGCUCCCAGCAUGCCUUACAGGGGGGCAGCAGCGAUUCCCAGCAUGCCUUGCAAGGGGGCAGCAGCGGUGGACUGGUGCCCGAGGUGGUUGGGGGAGCAGAGGCAGAGCAAGUUCAUCAGUUUGCAGAGACUGCACGAUUACUCAUGAAGGAGAUCCGCACAGCGGCCGACUCUCACCACGCCCUGGAGCAGGAGCUGGCGCACGCCGUGAACGCCGUGUCGCACGCCCUCGCCACCAUCUACGCCAACACCGACUCCGAGCCGCUGAGCCAGGCGUUGGUGCUGGACCUCGUCCACAAGGUGAAAGCGCUGCACAGCGAGACAGCCCAGCUCCUCUGUGGGAAACUGCUGCUGGACACGUCGCACGAGGAGCGUCUGGGCGCAGCGCUGGGCAGCGUCGAGCAGGAGUUGCAUGGCCUGGGGGACAUCGCGUGGCUCUCGGGGAGCGUACGGGCGUCGGACUCGGAGGGCGCUCUGGUAGAGUUCUCCAAGAGGAGCCGAAGCUCAAAGUUCCGUCUCUUCCGGAGAGACAAGAACCACAAGCCGCGUGACAGCAGAGGGCUGGCUCCCUUCCCUGUCCAGCAGUGGGGUGUGGAGGAGGUGGGCGCGUGGUUGGAGCUGCUCUCUCUGGGCGAGCACCGCGAGUCGUUCGCUCGGCACGACAUCCACGGCACGGAGCUCCUCCAGCUCGAGAGGAGAGACCUGAAGGAGCUGGGCAUCUCCAAAGUUGGCCACGUCAAGCGAAUUCUCAACGGUAUCAAAGAGCUCAACAAGGGACCCACAGGGGAGUUCUGAGAGCCUCCAAGCAUUCACCUCUCAUCAAGUAGGUCCCGUGACAAGGGAGGUCCCACCACGGAGGUCCCACCACGGAGGUCCCACCACGGAGGUCCCACCACGGAGGUUUCAGCAAGGAGGUCUCAUCGUGGAGAUCUCAUCGUGGAGGUCUCAACAUUGGAGAUCGCAACAAGGAGGUCUCAAGACGGAGGUCUCAAGACGGGGGUCUCAGCAAGGAGGUCCCGUCAAGGACGUCUCCUCACGGAGGUCUCGUCACGGAGGUCUCGUCACCAGCUCAUCGGGUCCACCACGGAAGCCCCACUACGGAGAUCUCAUCACUACGGAGGUGUAGGCCUUACCACAGAGGUGUAGGUCCCACCACAGAGGUGUAGACCCUAAUACAGAGGUUUAAGGCUCCAAUACAGAGGAGUAGGCCCCACCACAGAGGAGUAGGCCUCACCACAGAGGUGUAGGCCCCACCACAGAGGUGUAGGCCCCACCACAGAGGUGUAGGCCCACCACAGAGGUAGUAGGCCCCACCACAGAGGAGUAGGCCUCACCACAGAGGUGUAGGCCUCACCACAGAGGUGUAGGCCCCACCACAGAGGUGUAGGCCCCACCACAGAGGUGUAGGCCCCACCACAGAGGUGUAGGCCCCACCACAGAGGUUUAAGGCUCCACCAUAGAGGUGUAGGUCCCACCACCGAGGUGUAGGCCUCACCACAGAGGUGUAGGCCCCACCACAGAGGUGUAGGCCUCACCACAGAGGUGUAGGCUCCACCACAGAGGUGUAGGCCCCACCACAGAGGUGUAGGCCCCACCACAGAGGUUUAAGCUGCACCAGAGAGAAGUAAGCUGCACAAAAGAGGACCCCAGCACCGAGGACGUCUGUGUCUUGACCUCAGCCUCGUGUUGCGUGGGCUCCUGCGCAGCGUCUGUCUGUCUAUUCCACUACCAAAGGCCACGGCAGGACUGUGGACUUGACCAAAACACAGGGGGGCAGAUGCCCCCCCCCCACUCCCCUAUUGAAAGCAGCCAGACCGUCAGUGUGUGGGUGUGGGUGCGUGUGUGUGUAGACUUGCGUCCGUGUGUGUAGACCUGCGUGUGUAGACUUGCGUGCGUGUGUGUGUAGACCUGCACGUGUGUGAAUGGGUAAAGUUCUAGGGGUGAAACAAUUUUACUGCCCCCCCCCCCCCCCUCUUCCAAAGGUGCUUCUAUGAAUUGUCAAGAUUCGUCGUCUCUAUUUGAGUCAAGUACAGAAUGUUGUUUUGAUACAUUGUAAGGAAUGGUCACACCUCUAUUGGCGGUGGAGACAAUUUUUAACCUAUUACAUACAACAUAUACAAGUCAAAAAGCAUCGAUCCGUACAGACGUGGUACGAUGCUUGUUUCCUAAAAGCAAGGUUCAAUACGAUGCGGUGGAUUAUUCCAGCCCGAGUGGAUGGGUAUAUUUGGGUGUGUGAGUAGGCACGUGUAUGGAUGUUGUGUGCAUGUAUGUGUGUGUGUGCGUAUGCAUGUGUGUGUAGAUUUACUUGUGUAGGGAUGCAUUUGUGUAUGUGUCCGAUGUGCGAUGUGUGUGCGUGUGUAUCGGUAUAGGAGGUCUGUGUGUUUUGCAUGUGGAGAUCAGCGUGCUGCGCUACGAACCCGGAAACUCGAGUUAAAUUCUCGCCUGCAGCUCACGUUAGUCUAAAGCCUGCCCGAGGUCAAUUUAGCCUUAAAUGAGUUCCUGUUGCAGUCUAUAAACACAAAAACCCCCUUGUGUGCCAUGCCAGCCUUAAUAGAUGCUCGCUAACAGCACCUUCCCCAACAAUCUGUAAGGUUUGUACGGGGAGAUCUUCGUGUGUAUGUGUGUGUGUAUCCUGUGUAUUUAAGUUUAUUAUGCGCAUUUAUUUAAGUUUGUGUGUAAUCAUGCAAAAAAACAUCUGUGUAGUGUGCGUGCGUGUAGCGUGUAGCGUGCGUGUAGUGUGCGUGUUGUGUGCGUGUUGUGUGUCCUGUGAUUGCACACCCAUGCACUGUGCUGGCUGUUUUUUUUUAUGAACCUUGUUUGACUUUUAUACUGAAAAAAAUGAAAAGGAACAAAAUGGUAAGGAGGAGGAGCGUGUGUUUUAACUGUUGUAGCUUCAUCACGUUUGUGCCAUGAUUGACGCGACCAAAAAAAAAUAAUCCAACACUUAAAAAAAAAGAUGAUGAUUAGAUUUUUUUAAGUUUUAACAUCGGGUUAAAUUUUAAACCCUUUUUUAAAUUAAAAUCGUCGAGGAUAUUUUCCAGACCUUAAUAUUUUGGUUGUACAUGUCUUAAUUUGCAAGGUUGGCGUUCUUAAAUUUAUUACUACUAUUAAUGUUAUUGUAAUUGGUGUUGUUUUAAGCUAAAUGAGGUUUAUGAUUGGAGUGAAACAUCUGUAAUAGCGUGCGCUGAGUGUUGAAAAAGUGAUCGUUUUAACGUGUGCAAUAUCUUUUCUCCCACAAGUUGAGAGGUGGGCGUUUAAAUGUGGCUCACCACCGAGCCAGCCGUCGCAGUUCAAUCCCUCCUGCUGCUCAGAAGUUGUACACAUCGCAUGGCAACACGGCAGUGGGCCCCAAUGGGUUGCAUUUGUGGCUGGAGCAAUGGGUUGCAUUUGUGGCUGGAGCAAUGGGUUGCAUUUGUGGCAUCAACAACAACAACAUCAGCAGUAGCGGAAGCAUCGUCCUAAGCAGCCACAUUCUAAUCGCCGUCAUGCUAUCGUGUAUUGGGUUGGCUAGGGCCAAGUGGCAUAGGUUAUUGGUGACGAGUUUUUAGUAUAGGGGCAGGGCUAGGGUCUGGCAGGCUUUUGUGAUUUGACCUCGUUCGAUUCUGGUGGUCUCGAGUGGUUCGUUCUAUGGCCGGUAAUUUGGUUGGCCGGUGUGGCUGGGGCUACGCGUAGAGUGGUUGGCCUAGUGUGCUUUAGGGAUGGAUAUUGACGGUGUAUCGCUCGUGACAUUCGGGCUCGGGCAUGCGCUAGCUCCUUACGGACUGCUUCGUGAUGUUGUGUAUGUUACGUAGUAUUCACGUGCGUUGCGGCUCUUGAAAUAUUGAGUUUUGUACCGAUUUCGAAAGAAAAAAAAGGCUCCUUGUAAUUUUGAUUGCCGUCCCCUGGGCUAGGGUUGUAUUGUUUAGCGCGGUUAGGUCCAGCAGUAGAGUUUAGUUGGCUGGUGUGGUUACGGACGGGGGUAGUACAUGGUUGGCUUUUGUUAAAUGGGCCAGUCUCUGUUGUGUUAGUGUGGUGAGGGCACGUAUGCUCGACCCACAAACUGUUUGCCCCCUCCCCCAUCCUUGUGUUUUACCUUUGCCAAUCUGCAGCAUACAGCCUCUUGUUGUAGCUGGAGCAGGGAUUGAACUGUCGACUUGCUUGCAGGCUGGCUCGGUUGGCAAGCUCUGCCCAGCGCGCAGGACCCAGACCCCCCCACCCCAUUGGCCGCGCCAAACGAAUCGACUUGAAUCAUUCGUCCGUUCGAGAGCUCCGGAGUGCGGGCAUUGCUUUUGUGCGGGUGUUUAUUCGCCGUUUUUACCGUCGUCGAUGUUGUAUCAACGGUUAUCGUAUUUCAGUCCGCGUGCUAAAGGCUGAUUUUUUUUUUUCCCAAAGCUGCCGGGACACUUUGAUGUCGAGUGUCUUUUUUUUUCCUGGCUCUAAUUUGCCAGUUCCGUGCACGCGUGUACAAAAUGGAGCAAAUGGGGCAGUGUUUCUUGCACUGUGCUACCAGGCCAGCCACCUGGAUUCCAUUCCCGUCCACGCCAGUGGCGAGUUGAAUUUUAACCCGUCCAGGGCCCAAUCUCUAGGUUGGCUCGGCUUGAAUUGAGUGGAGGGUGCAAACAAUCAGCACCGGGGAGAUGAAGGCAAGCAAGAGCGGUGUUCCCACACCGCCGGCCUUAGUAAGCGCUCGCUAAUGGCGCGUGUGCGUACAGGCUUUUGAGUCUAAACGUGGGGUAUUUAUAUUGGUGGCUACGUAUGAAUAUUUGGUGUAUUUUGAUGUCACUGUGUCAAUGGCCAGGUCUUUGAAAAUUGACUGUGGUCCAUAGAAGCCUUCUCUUGAGAAUGGUGUCACAGGGUUACUUACAUUCCACUGUGUGUCUGAUGACACAUUUACAUUGACAAGGCCUUACUACCCCUACCCAGUAUGUAACUUACCAGGGAUCCAACUCCUAAAGACUGACUAAGUAGGUAGCUAGUCAGUUCCCCAUUGUAAUUGUUCCGUAAAAUGCAGGAGGGCUGAUGGAAAAGUCUGUGGCUUGAUAUUGAAGGGGAACGGUGCUUACAAUAAAGGGCGAAUGUUUAUAUUUUUUUAUCAAGGACUACAAAUGCUCAGUGCUAAAUUAAUUGUCCUCUUAUGUUCAUUGGAAAUUUGAGAACUCUGAAAGACAAAACAAAUCUAAAACUACAAAAACAAUCGGGGAGAAUCGAGAUAAAUCUGAAAAAUUCCCACAUCCACAACUGAAGUGGCUCCCAGUGCCGUCCAAAUGUCUCCCCAACCAGAGAAUCGCUUGUUGGGAAAGUGCACCCUACUCGUUACGGAGGAGCGCUGUGAGUAGUGAGCUCCAUGGGUGCUAGAGGAGUUAUUCUGAGCGGUGGUAAAAUUAAAGCCCUUGGUACAUUGAUGAACCAAAUGCUUCGGACUUGAAGGGGAGGGGGGAGCUGUGUCUAGGAAUAAUAGGGCUCUCAUCAGGGCCACGUGUUGCUCACUGGAUCAGUACAUGGAACUUUCCAUCAGCUGCUCUCCUGAAACUAUGUAUGUGGAGGUCCGGUCACUGGCUCACUCGGAGGCGUUCACAUACAGCGAAGAACUCCCCAAAUCGCUGAGCUUCGAGGUGACCGGGAGAUGGUAAGAGAUGAAUCGUGUUUCUGACCGAUCUGUGUUGUGGACUUGAGAAAACUAUCCCCCCUCCCCUUCUCCCAAGUUAUGCGUGGCGUUUUCUCCGGGUACAUUAUGGUGACGUUGUUUUUUUGUCAGCUGGCCUGUACAAAUUCUAUGGCUGUUGUGUGUGUGUUCCACCAAGUCUUUGUGGAGUGCUCAUGCCAAAAAAAAACAUUGUGGUGUAAAUACGAGGACCACUCAAAAAGAUGUCUGACUGCACAGACAAGGGACCUGUGGCCUAUAUUUGUGGUCGUGUUGUGGCGCCAGUCAUUCCUUGCAGGCGGAUUCGCCAAUGUAGUCGGUUGAAGUCGUGACGCUGAUGUUGGGCUACAGAUGUGUUGACCGAGGUGUUAAUCCACACCAAGAAUUCACAUCCAUUCUAGCGCAGGCCUAACGGCUCCGUGUCCGCUCCGUAGCCGCUCCGUAGCUUAGACCCACAACUCAGAAACUCAACCUGCGCUGUUUAUUAAGUCGGGAUAUGAAUAAUUAUAACCUUGAUUUGAAGCUUUCGUGACUGCAGGAAUUACUCUUUGGUUCUUUCGGUAAAGUUAAAUAAUAGAACACGACGUUUCGAUUGCAACACAAGCAACCGUCAUCGGGUAGAAAUACAUUUGAGACAGACAUUCCUGUAAACAUUCAUGCCAACGUUUGUUUUAUUUUUUUAAACCUACAAUGAUUACUGGUAUUGGCUUAACAUCCCAAUGCCGCACAAGUACAACGGUAAUUACUCAAUUUAGAAUGCACACAGCAGAAGCAGCAACAUCGCCCCACUCCUGCUCAAAUUUGGCAGGGCCCUCUUAAUGAUGAGUCUCGAGAUCUUUCCUGGGUAAUAAUACAAAUGCAUUUUCCAACAACUUCAUAUCUACUCUGCAGCCCAGACGCAGAACUCCACACCCAUCUUAUAGAUCUGUCUCAUCAAGAACUUACUCAGGUUUAUUUUGUUUAGUGUCUCUUGUUAAUAUGUAUUUUUUUCUUUUAUGGCAUUGCAUAGCGAGGAUGUAUACAAUUUUAAUUGAUUUAUGAAAAAAUAAAUAUGAUGAGUGGGCGAAGACCCCAGGGCCAAGCCCAGGACACUUUGGCGGGACUGUGGCUCGGCUGGCGUGGAAACGCCUGGCAAUUCCCCCAGGAAGAGCUAGAGUCUGUCGCCAGGGAAAGGGAGCUCUGGACCGCCACUACUCAACACGCUGCCACCGCAACCCUCACCAGGACAAGCGGAUUGAGAAAUGAACGAACGAGUUGGCUGGAUGAAUUUCACAAUUGCUGUGUCGGAGACAGUGAGCCAGUCGCUGCUGAGAUGCUGGAAUAAUUCUAGAUUUGAAGUUUUCGUGACUGCAAGGGUCCAUACUCUUUGGCUUUUUCGGUAAAGUCACGUAGGUAAAAUUUUUAAUUUAAAUAAAUUAAAUCACGACGUUUCGGAGGCAACACAAGCUCCCGUCUUCAGGUGGCACCGUCACAGCAAAAUUACUGCAUCAAGUGGUACAGUAAUUUGGUAAAGUAAUUUUGCUACGUGACUUUACCGAAAAAAAACAAAGAGUAUGCUGGAAUAAAUUCUGGGUUCUAGCCACUCGUGUGAUGUAACCGGCCUCUUGAGUUGAUACAAUUUAUGGUCUCGACCCACCCGGCAGUGACUGCACAAAUCGAACUGUCACAUUGACUUUGGUCUGUUCCUCGGCGUUCCGUGGCCGAGCUAUUCGGCAGAUGGACUCCUAACACAACUGCAGAGAACGGUCAAAGUGGUGAUAGAGUUCAAUCGUAUCGAGGAACGGCCGUGGAAUGGCACCACAGAUACAAUGCAAUGUGGAUUCGUAUCGUUUGUCCAUUUAUGCCAUUUAAUCACCCGAUUAGGUAAACGAUAAAUAAAAUAUAACGUCUAAAGUGACCCAUUUUCAAGACGCUUUUCAGAAAUUAGGCCGUAUUUAUUUUGUAUAUGGGUAUAGGCAGCCACUCACAUAGGCAGAGGAAAGCCUUGAACCUGGAUUUGGAACCAGGGCAGGACAUCAACAGCAUGGUUGGCUGUGGGAGAAGGGAGUUCCAGACUGGAGGCAGCUGAAGACAUCCGCCCCAGAAACCACUUCUGUAGGAGUCACAUGUGCAGCAGGCCUCACCGCGUGUUGUUACUCGUCCCCAUAUCUUUAUUAUAAUUUAAAACAUUAGCCCUCGGAGCAAUAGUGGGCAUGCCACAUUCAAUUUGACACUUUAGUCUUUUGUGCAGUCAACUCGCUACGCUUGAGCAUCCGGUUGAAUGUAUUGGUGGCGAGUCAAAAGCCAGAAUCUGCAUUGUAGGCGCUGCCCUCGUGAAGGCUCCCACUCAUCUAGCGGGUCUUUGGGCAGGGGUCUCGAGGCACUGAUGUAAAAUAGCCCUUGGCAUCAGACGGAAACGUCUUGCGUUUUGUAUUUGGGUUUAAACAAUUGUGAGUCGUGCAGCUAAUUAUGUGGGUGGGGGUGUGUCUGCACAUUGCUGUUGGUAUUUUUGUGUAUGUGACUUUGUUAUUGUGUGCGUGUCGCAUGUGUACGUGCGUGGAUGUCCCGAGUAUCUUUACGUAUCAAUGCACACGUAUCUGUGUUGCAUCGUUCGCCUGUCUGUGUUAUGUGUCCCAUGGGCACGUGUGUGUCAUCCAUAUGUCUGUACAUAAUCAUUUAUGUGUAUGUCUGUUAAUGUGUUUAUGUUUAAAAUAUCUGCCUAGGUAUUUUGUACAAUCAGACACUCAACCCCCACAUCUCCCAAUUGGUGAUUGGGCAGUUGUGGAGAGAGUGGAGUGUUUCCCAUACCUGGGCAGUGUGCUUAUGACCAGCUCUCCGAAUCAGUUGAGCGGCAUUAUCUUUUUAUUGGCUGCGUAACGCUGUGUGGAAGCUACCUGUUCAGUCGCUCCACACGAAACUUCAGGUCUUCUCGGCCACGGUCAUUCCCUCCCUUCUCUACGCUUGCGAAACGUGGGCCCCCCUUAAUUGAACAUCUUUGCUGGUUAGAAACAUUUAGGCUGGCCUGCCUACGAUCCAUCCUGGCUUUAACCAGGCUGGAUUGUGUGAGGAGCUCACAAAUCCUUGAAAGAUCUGGACAAAGUGCCAUCGGUUAGCUCCUCUGGCAGGCAAGGCUGCGUUGGCUGGGCCAUGUAGCCCACAUGCCCAGCCACCGCAUGCCUAAACAGCUUUUGUUCAGCCGGAUAGAAGGGGCUAAACAUGCACGGCACGGCUUGAGAAGAGAUUGAGUGAUGUGGUGCAAGAGGACGUGGAGCUGAGUGGACUUGCCGAUGACUGGUACUAGCGGUGUCAAGAUCAGCCUCUGGUGGAGGCUCGUGAAGGACUCUGCUACUGUGCAGUUGGAGGCAGUCUCUCUCCAGCAACAACGGAGGGCGGAGGAGCGAUGCUCACAACGAGCGGAGUGCCAGGUGGCUAAAACACAGCAUGUUGGCACAGUAGGGGGCACAGGUGGUGCAUCGGCCAGUCAUCUAAGUUGACCCAUGGCUCCUGGGUCUGCCCCGUGACCUGCCAGCGGGCGUUCGACACUUCACGUGGCCUUAACGUGCACUUAGCCUGGCACAAGCGCCGUGGUGACGUCACUGCCACUUCGCGGCAAAUGGCGGUUUUGUUUAAAGAUACGUUAAAUUAGGUAGAUCACACAAUUAUACACCAGUCAUUCAAACACAUUUGUUCUGAUGCCAUUUUAAAGCUACUUAAAAAUCACUUAACGAUUAAAUGAAACUAAAAUUCUAGUUUUUUUUACUGGCUUCAGCAAAUAAUUCUAUGAUGGUUACAUUUUUUUUAUCUACCCCAAGUGCUCUUUUGACCGACUUUAUCAAGUUGGGUCAAAGAGCAUAAAUUCUAGAUUUGAAGUUUUCGUGACUGCAAGGAUUCAUACUCUUUUUUCGGUAAAGUCACGUGGGUGAAAAAUUCAUAUAAAUGUAAUCACGACGUUUCGGAGGCAACACAAGCUUCCGUCUUCAGGUGGAACCGCCACAGCAGUGAAACGUCGUGAUUUAGUUUAUUUGAAUUUUUUACCUACGUGAUUUUACCGAAAAAAACAUUAUAAAGAGCAUAACGUUUGGCCAGUGAGGUCACGUGCAUCGUCUGAUGACUGCACGGUCCACCUGGUAGGUGCGAGCGCUGUUCACUAAGUGGGGGGUGACGUCACCGCGGCGCUUGUGCCAGGCUAGGUCCACUUAUUUUUUUUACAAUACACACCUAUGCACAUACCCCAUAAUACAAACACACACAACGUAAUAUGCACUAUGUACAGCAUAAUGCAUUACGAUAUACAAACUAAUAAUAAAAUCAUAAAAUCCAGCACUGUUCAAACACUCACCAUUGGCGAUAAUUCUCUUGACCUGUGUCAAAGUAAAGGUCAAACCAGCGCAGCUCAUUGGUUCAUCCACCCUGGACCCCGCCCCCACCCGCCUUUUGGCCACUGCCCCCAGUGUAAGUUGCCACCUGUCCAGGUUUGACCCGUACUGCUGGAGUUGGCGCUUUUGUGUUCAGGUGGCAACCGGGGUAGAUUUGUCUCGGGACCUGGUGUCACUGUGUCGAACUCGAUUGCAAGUCGAACUUAGCUCGCUGAGAAGUAUGAUGUCUGGGGGGAAACACACUGAGUCGACACGUGUGAAGAGUUUGAAUCGUGGUGGCUAUACUUUGAAAUGUAAACCAACACAUUCUGCCUUGUGCCAUUAACAGCAAAUUUAUUCCAACAUGAUGCCCUCUGCGGUUGUCCAGCUAGAGAGCACAUUGGGUCCCCCCCUCCCCCAUUGCCUUUAACAUCCGGAUGGAUAUAAUCUAGAUUUGAAGUUUUCGUGAGUAUGGAUGGAUAUAGUGAAGGUUGUUUUUUUGUUGGGUUAGAUCGCGUUAAUUUGUGUCGUUAAACCUGCCACCACCCGGCACAGCCCAAUUAGUAAGGUUGGCCACGUAAACAACAACAUGCCAAUUACUGCUUCAGCACACCGGUGUGUUGGAGAGUAAACUCACGACAUUUAUUGAUUAAACAGAAACCCUUUCACAUGGAUAGUAUUGGUCGCGAAAGCCUCCGUGUGGAACCCCAGCGGGUGACUCUGUUGUCGAGCAAGCGGCUUGCAAUCAAAAUGUCGCGAGUUCAAAUCCUAGAGAGGGCGUUGACCUGGCAGCGUCGGUGCGAUCCCAAGGUUCUCCAAACGAAUUCCGCUCUGGCCGUGUGAGCCCCCCUCUCACCCCGUGAAACGCCUCGGGACUGGAGAGGGAGGAGACAUUUCGCUGUUGGGAGGCGUCGAUUUGUGCUCGUGUUGUGCGGUUUUCUGUCGUGAACUACUUGCAGCCACGCGUGAACCUAUUAUCGCCCACACGUGUGUUGUAUGCACUUCGCAAACGUGCACCUAAUGCAUGUUGUGUACGUCAGCGAAUGUAUAUUUGUGUUGAUGCUUAAAUGUACAUGCGUGUAACGGAUGCGUGCGUUUGUGUACGUUGUGUGUGUGUGUGGGGAGCGGUAGUGUAGCGCUUAGCGCUACGCUGCGCUACCAACCCGGCUAUCCAAGUUCGAGUUCCGUCAAUACACUGACGAUUAUCUGAACCGGUCUUGGGCCUCCCCUAGGUCGACUCAGCCUCAAAUGAGUACCUGGUGCGGUGUAAAAAAAAAAACAUCGCCGCUGGGGAGACAAAGGCGGCCGGGCGUCGUUUUGGCCACCCACAAACCCCCUCGUGUGUCAUUGCUUUUUGCUAACAGCACUUGCAUCCACAGUCUGUUAAGGCUACACGGGAAGGGGGGGUCGUUUGUCUUUGUGUAUGAAUACGUGCACUGUGUGUGUGUGUGUCUAUACAUAUCUGUAAGUGCGUGUACGUGUCGUACACAUUCCCAGCCUAACCCCCGUUGCCUUGCCAAGGCGAAGAAGGGCACUGUCCUUAUUUAUUUGUUGGAACAUUGUGGAAGAGAAAGCGAAAAGUUACCGCUUUUGCUUCGUUCGGAGUUUUUUCCCGCCUAUUUAUAAACAGCCUCCGUGUCGAAUGUUGAUGUGCCCCCCACCCCCGCAAAAAAAAACAUUCCCUGUGCCCCCUCCCCCCAUGCAAACAGGACGUGUUGCAUAUGAAUGUGCGUGACUUUGAGCUAUUUUUUGUACAUAACGCAUUUUGAAAGAGAAGGAAAAGUGGCGAGAAGGCAUUUCGAAAUACCUCAUUGAAAGUGAACGUCGUCUGCACGUGCACACACACACGAAAAAUACAGAAUAUCCACUCUUCCAGUGACUUGUGAAUGAUUCAUUAUUUGUGUAGUCGUAGUCGUCGUCGUGUUGUUAUCGUUACCCGGAGGAAAGCACACCCAAAAAGUAAGAUGCGUGGUACAUUUUUUUGUUAAAU
Messenger RNA from Lethenteron reissneri (Far Eastern brook lamprey), 14955 nucleotides. RefSeq names its product diacylglycerol kinase delta-like. NCBI's taxonomy places the organism in Eukaryota, Metazoa, Chordata, Hyperoartia, Petromyzontiformes, Petromyzontidae. Gene Ontology annotation, cellular component: plasma membrane. Gene Ontology annotation, molecular function: ATP-dependent diacylglycerol kinase activity; protein binding. The record is from RefSeq and is a predicted model, not a curated record. Gene Ontology annotation, biological process: phospholipase C-activating G protein-coupled receptor signaling pathway.